This is a messenger RNA of Botrytis cinerea B05.10, 1711 nucleotides long. RefSeq lists its product as hypothetical. The record is from RefSeq and is a predicted model, not a curated record. The transcript has a single exon. The coding region runs from base 247 to 1641 and encodes 464 amino acids. Lineage: Eukaryota; Fungi; Ascomycota; Leotiomycetes; Helotiales; Sclerotiniaceae.
GAAACAAAGUUGAAGUGGGUUGGUUCUUGACCAUUGCAUUCAGCAUGGGAUAUCUCUUGCAAAAACAGAGAAUCAAUACAAUUAAACUUAGUGUUGUUUACAGAAAGUUCUGGAUUGAGAAUUCAGUGAGAAUAUCUCAUCUCAAUCUGGGUUGAAAGAUGCAUAUCCCCUCUCUUAACACCACGUGUCAAGCCCGAAGACCAUAAAGAAGGUUAUUCUAGGAAUAAAUCUUAGAUUCAAGAAAUUAUGAUCACCAGCGAACCUGAUUUGGCAUCAAAAUCUCCAGGAAUGGAAGAUGUUCAGCAAUAUCAAUACGCUCCUCUUCUUGAACUUGAUGCAUUUCGUAUCAUCGUCAUUCAUCUUGCCUUAUCCAUCGAAUCACCUUUAUCAUGCAGCUUAAUCCAUUCUAAUUUAUUCUAUUGUAACCGACCUCUCAUAGAUAAUUACUCAGCACUUUCUUAUGUCUGGGGAGAUGCAAAUAACAGGAAGACAGUAUUAGUCGAUGAGAAACCACUACUUGUUUCCGCAAGUCUUGAUUUGGCAUUGCGUCAUCUACGAGAUAGCAAAAAAGAUAUAAUGAUAUGGGCAGAUGGAAUCUGUAUCAAUCAGUCUGACUAUGAAGAAAAGAAUACACAAGUUAAUUUGAUGGCCCUAAUUUAUGAAAUUGCAAGGCAUACUAUCAUAUUUCUUGGAGAGACCACCCCAGAAGCCGAUAAAAUCUUUGAAUUAUUGCUCCCUCCAAUAUCAUUAUUGCAGAAGCAAAUCAAACCCGUACGUUUAUUUAAUGUGCGAGCGUCGCAUAAUAUGGACUCGUUUGAUCUGGAAGCGAAAGAAGAUAUGGAGUCGAAAGUUCAUGAUCUAAUUCGUCACGUAUUAGAUAUGCCAUGGUUCAGAAGAAUCUGGAUUCUUCAAGAAUUAGUUCUUUCCGUUGAUCCUUGGGUACAAGUGGGAAAUCAUCAUCUCAAAUGGAACUCUUUCAAGAGUCUCAUUUUCGAAUCCAAUUUUAAGCAUAACUCUGCAUGGGUCAAGUCUCCAAAUUACAACGUUCUGGCCGACUUGUGCAUGUUACGCGAGAAUUUUGCAUCGAGGACUUCGGAGAGCUCCGACCCAUGCGAUUAUAUGCUUCAGAUUCUUCACUCGCGUCGUGGAUAUGACGUCUCCGAUCCAAGAGAUAUGUUGUAUGGACAUCUUGCCAUGUUUGCAAACCUCACAAAAAGCAAGAACCCAAAAAUCGAAAGAUUAGUCGAGAUUGAUUAUCGGAAAACAGUAGCAGAUGUUUAUACGGACUUGACAUUGUAUAUUUUGAAUCGACAAUCUGAUUUUGGAUUCCUGUCGCAUGUGGAAGAUGUGAACUUCGAAGAGAGGAAAGGGAACCUGCCGACUUGGGUGCCGGAUUGGACCUCGAAUAAAGUUUCCACGGAAGCGAAGUGGCAUUUGGAGCGAAUGAAGACACGUAACAGGCUUCGUGAUGUGAGCGAUAUACAUGUAGUUGUGGGAGAAAAGGCGGUAUUGGGUUGUAUUGGAACAAGGGUUGAUUGUGUGGAAGUUGUUAAGAAUGAGAUUCCAAGGAGGGAGGAUAUUUUUGCUUUGUGUCACAAAAUCAGAAAUUGCUCUGGAAAUAGAUUUUUUCUAGCGUUUUAAUUUUCAGCUAAUGAGAUACUACCUCUCUUAUAUGAAAAUUUCUGUGCUUGGUUAAAUACAUCAGAUUCCA